Molecule: messenger RNA, 2458 nt
Organism: Zingiber officinale
Lineage: Eukaryota; Viridiplantae; Streptophyta; Magnoliopsida; Zingiberales; Zingiberaceae
Product: heterogeneous nuclear ribonucleoprotein 1-like
Exons: 4
Coding region: 295-1713 (472 amino acids)
Molecular function (GO): RNA binding
Source: RefSeq, a predicted model, not a curated record
GAGAAGACGUGAAGCGUAAAUAGUUACGGAAAUCGCAUGAGUUUACUUGAUAGACGCGAGGAAGAAGAAGAAGAAAAAGGAAGAGAAAAGGAAAAGCGAGAGAGAGACAGAGCAGAGAGCAGAGAGCUGGAGAGGAACCCUUCUCGUUCGACCUUCUCUUCCUCUUCUUCUAAAUCUAACGUCGUCCAGACCGAUCUCCGCAUCGCUUCCGCAUCUGAUACCCUCCGUCUCGGAUUGGGUGAUGUCGAUGAUGACGACGACGGUCCGAGUGGUGCUUAAUUUGCAGGAAAGCGGAUGGGCAUGGAUCAGGGGAAGCUCUUCAUCGGCGGAAUCUCGUGGGACACCAAUGAGGAUGGUCUCCGGGAGCACUUCGGCCAGUUCGGGGAGGUGGUGGAGGCCGUCAUCAUGAAGGAUCGGAACACGGGCCGUGCCCGCGGCUUCGGUUUCGUCGUGUUCACUGACCCUGCCGUUGCCGAAAGAGUCGUGAUGGAAAAACACACAAUUGAUGGUCGAGUGGUGGAUGUCAAGAAAGCUGUUCCUAGGGACGACCAACAAGUUCUUAAUAGAAGCAGCAACAGCAUCCAUGGUUCUCUUAGCCCUGGUCGCACAAAGAAGAUAUUUGUGGGGGGCUUGCCAUCUACCAUAACAGAAAAUGACUUUAAGAAGUAUUUUGAUCAAUUUGGGACGAUCACAGAUGUUGUGGUGAUGUACGAUCACAAUACACAGCGGCCUAGGGGAUUUGGCUUCAUCACCUAUGAUACUGAGGAAGCUGUGGAUAAGGUAUUGUUCAACACUUUCCAUGAUCUGAAUGGUAAGAAGGUAGAGGUCAAGAGGGCUGUGCCUAAAGAGCUUUCGCCCGGACCCAGCACACGAUUGCAGACUGUUGGAUUUAACUACGGUGUGAAUCGAGGAAAUAAUUUUCUUAGUGGGCAUGCACAGGGGUAUAAUCCAAGCUCAAUAAGUGACUAUGGUAUGAGGAUGGAUAGCAGAUUGGGAGCACUAUCCACUGGGAGGAAUGGGCUCCCUUCACUUGGUCCUGGUUUUGGAAUGGGACUCGAUUACAAUCGAACUUUGAACUCAGGAAUUGUAGGGAAUACAGAUGUAGGUAACAUUCUUAAUUAUGGACGGGUGGCUUUGAACUCCUUUUACGGUGGUGGGAAUUCAAGUAGGUAUGACAGUCCCAUUCCAUAUAGUGGUUUGAACCGAAAUACUAGCACAUUUCGUAGUUCAAUGGCUCAAACUUUAUUGGGAAACACAGGCCUCAACUAUUCUGUAAAUUCUUCAACUGCAAGUGCCUCCAUGACCUCUGGGAGUGGGGGCCUUGGUAGCUUUAGCAACAGUAGCUUGAACUGGGGUGGUUCUGUUCCUAACUCAUUGCAAUUUGGGGGGAGCCGCUCAGGCUAUGGCAGUAGCAAUGUGAGUUAUAUUGGUACUGAUAAUAUUGCAUUGGGUGGCAACAGUUUUGAAAGAAGAGUCUCUCCUCCGGUGGCCAACACUAAUCUUACCUCUUUGAACUCUGGAUAUGAAGUAAGCUUUGAAGAUUUAUAUGGUGGAAAUUUGGUUUAUGGGGACCCUACUUGGCGACCUUCAUUGUCAGAUGUCGAUGAUACUGGUUCAUUCAGUUAUAGGCUUGGCAAUUCGGAUGCUGAUUCAGGCAAAGAAUUUGUAGAUUAUAUAGGUGGUUAUGAUGUUAACAAUAGACAAACAGAUUGAGAGAGAUGAAUGCUUGCCAGCUUAUUUUCCCUGGUAGAUAUGUUCGUAUCAAGACUGCAACAGAGUUGCAAUGUAGAUGUACAAAUAUUUUCCUUUCCAUUCUGCUUGAGUUCCAACAUAUGGUGUUUGGUCUGCAAAGCAAUUUCCUGGAUAUGACUGCACAAUGGUUGCUGUGUCAUGCAGGGAUUGCUACUUUGAGGGAUUUUUCUCUCUCUCUCUCUCUAUUUUCUAGUUCUGAUCUCAUCAUAAGUCAACAGUUGAGUGAAGCUGGUGCAGAUAGUGAGUUAUAUAUAUAUAUUACAUAUUGGUACAUUAUAUGGAUCAGUUAGUCAUACAAAACUAACAAAGGGGUCCAAAUAAUUUAGAAUUACAUUUAAAGAUUUUGCUUGUUGAUUUUGGUUUUGAUUUCAAUUUUACAAUAAUUAGUUGUUGUUUUUUCCAGUUUGAUUGGGGGUGUAAAUGUGGUUGCGGGAUAUCUUCAGAAGAGUUGAGAUACAUGCUGGCGUUGGUCCUGAUGGAGUUUUAGAAGUAUUUCUGAGAAAUGAAAGAUAGGAAGGUGCAAUGAUGUGAUAUUGUUGCCUUUUGAUUUUUAUGUCAUGCUUUUUUUUUUCCUUUUUUAAUUCUUCAUUAUAUUGGACUUUAUAGGUAUAAUUGUUUACAAGCAUGAACUUAAUGUUUGUCUCCAAACAUAAGAUUGUUGAGCAUUUUGAUUUCAUAUAGUGAAUGUUUUGUGCCUAGGAUCUUC